AUGACACUGGCAGAGCAGAACGACAGUGCAGAUGUCAAGUUGACAGAAAUUGAGACGGUAGCACAAGUGGACCUCGAAAAGGUUUGGGCGUGGAAUAAGGUGGCUCCAGAACUGAUCGAGCGAUGCGUCCAUGAGAUAUUCGAAGAGAAAGCUCAUGACCAGCCUAAUGCAAUUGCUAUCUGUGCGUGGGAUGGAGAGUUACUUUACGGCGAAUUGGAUCAACUCGCUACGAAACUAGCAAAUCGACUCACUGAAUUGGGGGUUGGACCGGGUCUACUAGUACCUCUCUGUUUUGAGAAGUCGAUGUGGACGACAGUUGCCAUGCUUGGUGUGCUUAAGGCCGGUGGAGGGUUUGUGAUGCUUGACACCUCAAUGCCAGAGCAUCAUCUCCAUCUUAUGAUCCAACAACUCAAAGCAGACCUCAUUUUGUCUUCUGCCUCAAACCAAGCACUCAGUUUGAAGUUGGCUCCGAAUGUGGUUCCUAUCGAUCGAAGAUUUUUCACCAACUUGGAAGUUCAAACAAAUUCGCGCCUUCCCCCGGUUGCCCGUCUUCAGUCAUGUGCCUGA
Messenger RNA from Penicillium concentricum, 567 nucleotides. RefSeq lists its product as uncharacterized. NCBI's taxonomy places the organism in Eukaryota, Fungi, Ascomycota, Eurotiomycetes, Eurotiales, Aspergillaceae. Gene Ontology annotation, cellular component: cytoplasm. Gene Ontology annotation, molecular function: phosphopantetheine binding. Gene Ontology annotation, biological process: secondary metabolite biosynthetic process; amino acid activation for nonribosomal peptide biosynthetic process. The transcript has a single exon. Bases 1 to 567 code for a protein of 188 amino acids. The record is from RefSeq and is a predicted model, not a curated record.